AUGGAUGCCAAGCAAGCUGGGAUGGCAGCGACUGGGGCGGCCGAGGUGGGUGCCGGAGCUGGAGCUUCAGCCGCGGAGGCGCCGUUGACGGCGGAGAGCGCCACCAACACAACGAACAUAUUAAAACUACACCAUAAUCAAAUCUAUACAGUGGACUUGAUUUGCAUCUUUGCAUAUGUAUGUUUGAGGUUGGGGCGCUUAAACAGAUAUAUUGCACUAUAUUUCCCUGCAUGGGAAUGGGAUUUUGGUGAUUGUAUCAUUGUUAGAUUUGGGGAAAAUUUGCUACUUUUGAACAGGUGGCGGCAGAUCUUGAGAUUUUGCAGCAUUUGGAUAUGGAUAUGGAUAAGCUGCAGUGGGGGAAGAGGAAGAGAAGAGGAUGAGGUGUGUGAAAGUGUGAAGGAGUCGCCUUUGAGCGGAAAAUCAGACGGGGGCGGCGGCGCUGUGGUGAAGAAGAAAAUCACUUCUAGAGUUGUUGGGGAUAAUAAUUGCAGUAAAGAUGGACCAGUUCCAUCCCCACAUCGUUCAACCAGGGACUUAGGUGUAAGUCGAUCUAUAGCAAAUGAGACCCGAAAAUCCCUUUCGCCUGAGAAGGAAGACAGGUACUACACAACGAGGGGGUCUGGUGGAUUUGAUGAUGCUACCAAGGCAUUGUUCAUGGAUCCAAGGGAGGACAACAGGAAAGUCGUUUGGCCAAAGCUGCUGAUUGCCCUGUCCAGUAAAGAUUUUAUGGCAAUGAAGGGUUGCAAACCGCCUCAAAGGCCCCAAGUUGAUCCAAACCAUUUUAUUGGUGAGCCUGGGAGCUUAGGAGAGGUAUGAAGUGAGAGUGAAGAGAAGAAACCAAGAGCUUUGAAAGCUAUGGGAACUGUGGAGAGUGAUUCUGAUUUUUGGUUUAAUUUUUUGAUUAAAACCCACAUGAUAUAGAUGAAUGUAAGGUUUUGGUAGGGAAGAAGAAGAAGAAGAAGAAGAAGAAGAAGAAGAAGAAGAAGAAGAAGAAGAAGAAGAAGAAGAAGAAGAAGAAGAAGAAGAAGAAGAAGAAGAAGAAGGCUUCACCACAUUUUGUGUAACGCCUACACGCUUUGUUGUGGCGAUUGCAUCUCUACUUGUACUGCUCACACCAGCAAGACAGACGACGCCUUAUUUUUGGUAUAAAUUUUACGCUUUCUUGCUCAUUAAUCGUAUUUGUGGCAUGUUGGUGAAGUGCUGAUCUCAUUGAUUUUCUAACACAUGAUAAAUAAAAAAAGGGGUUGGAAUGUGGGGAAGAUUUGAUGAAUACUAAUAUUGAAGCUGAGCAAUUAGCAUUGUUGUGAGAUUUAUUCUCUGCACCUAAUGUAAAGUCUAUCUUUUUAGUUAUGAGAUCGUUAUGCUAUCAA
Messenger RNA from Salvia splendens (bonfire salvia), 1370 nucleotides. RefSeq lists its product as uncharacterized. Lineage: Eukaryota; Viridiplantae; Streptophyta; Magnoliopsida; Lamiales; Lamiaceae. The transcript is spliced from 6 exons. The coding region runs from base 1 to 816 and encodes 271 amino acids. The record is from RefSeq and is a predicted model, not a curated record.